UCAUGAAUUAAACUUUUAGCAGAAUCAGACCUAAAACAACAGAUUCUAAGAUUCGAAAUUCCUCCAAUCAUUAAUUGAUCUCUCAAUUGUUUCAACAAAUCAAUUCUUAUUAUGAGUAAGAGGAGAAACCAAGACCAAAAACUCAAUCUAGAUAAAGAAAAAUGAUUCCUUUGAAUUAUUCACAAUCUGAUACUUAUGACCCUACAGACAAUUUAAUCGAUCGAUUGUGUCCUACUAUUUAACAAGAUGCAAAAUUCAUUUUUAUCAAAACAAGGGAAAGAGCCUUGCGCUAACCAUCUUCGGGUUCAAGAAGAAAAAAAAUGAUCGAGGAACCAAAAUUUCAACUUAAUCCAAUAAAGAAAACCACCAUAAUUUAAGAAAUCACCGAAUAGACUGCUCCGCCUAAAAAGACGAUUGAAUAAAAGACUGAUCAUUCAUUUUAUCUUGUCAAGUAGUUGCAUAUUUAUAUUUAGUUCUAUUAAUAUGCUCUAAACAAUGAAAAAAGAUAAAAUGAAAUUAUUUAAUUGCAGUUUUAAUUGACUUUUUAUUUUGCUAUUAAAUAUACGUGUUAAAUUUUAAUGAGCCAUCCUUCAACCCUUCUUGAAUAUCAACCAGCCAAAUAACCCAAUCCCAACAUAAUAAAAUUGCUCACUCAACAUCAAGACUUGUUUCUCAUUCAGAAUUAACCCCCUUCUACCUUAGGAGCUCCAUACCCUUUAAAAUUGGAUGCCAAGGAAAUGCUCAUAGAAGUUCAACCAGAUCAAAAAUUCACUCAUCCAAAAUACUUCUAAAAAGAUAACAAAGUUCAAAAAAUUACAAAAUAACCUUCAUAGCCUGCCUCCACUAUCUUUGUGGAAAGUGGGCUUUGUGAUCCAAAUAAGAAAGCUUGGUAUUACUUGGACGAAGCUUAAAAGUCACAAGGACCUUUCACCUCAGCAGAAAUUGAUUAAUUGAUCACUAAAGGCACUAUCAACAUGCAAACUAAAGUUGCUUUGGAAACAUUGGAUAAAUUGGUGAGAGUUGAAAAGAUUAUUUAAGCAGUAAAUAAAAAAAAAGAAGCUGAUUAAAAAUUAAAAGAAGCAUAAAAAUAAAAAUAAGAAGAAGAAAAUCAAUAAAAAUCACUUGAUUCACCUACCAAAAUCGAAAAAUAAGAAGAACUGAAACUUCAAUAAAUUAAAUAAAAAGAAGAAAAAGGAAUCGAUUUCGAAAUAGACUAUUCAAAGAUCAAAUAAAAUAUUGAAAUAGGAUAAUGGGCUAAGCCAUUAGUUGCACAACCUAUUUAAGUCAAAGUUACUAAGGCUUUUACAAAUAAUCCAUAAUAAUCAAAGCAAUAAUAAAAAUAAACUAAUAAACCUACUGAAAGAAAGCGAAGUGACAACAAGAGCAUGCACGUGGAAGGAAAUAAAGGAAAUUUAUACUAAAAAAAAGGAUAUGAAAAGUAAUUUAAAUUUUAAACUUAUUAGAUAAGAGGAAGUAAUUUUGGAGGCUAAACCAAAGGAGGAGUCAGAUGCCACUCUAAAUUAAGAAGUUUAAGAUUAUUUAAAGAAAUUGGAAUCUAAAAAACCAGAAAAGGCAAAAGAAGAAACCUAGUAAUAACCAGAAAAAAAACCGUAAUAACAAUAAUCUUAAGUUCAAAAAACACAGAAAUUGAAAACUGAGCCUCCUAAAUAAGAAUAGAAAUUAUAAACUAAAUAAUAAGCUGAGAAAGUUGAUAGUGCUGAUGAAGAGUGGGAAAUUGUUGGAGCAAAGAAAAAUACACAAACUAAAAAGGAAUAAUAAUAAAAAUAAACAACAAAAGUAGAAUAGUAGACAAAUUAACAAAAAAAAUAGGAAUAAUAAUAACAACAACAAUAAUAAUAAUAAUAAUAAUAAUAAUAACAAUAAUAAUAAAAAUAGGAAUAAUAAUAAAGUGAAGAAGAUGAUGAUGAAGAUGAGGAUGGAUGGUAAACUGUAGGUGCAUCAAAUAAAGAUAAAAAAAAGCCAGUCAAUAAAAAGAUUUAAUAAAAAAAUUCACAUAUUCCUGGAUUUGCUGUUGAAAUCAAAACAGAUUCAAUCACAGUAUCUUCUGGUUCAGCCAAGAAGCCACCUCCUUAAAAAUAAAAAAAACCUGAGGCAGUUUAACAAUAGCAACCAUAAUAAUCGCAACCUUAAAAUUAACCUUAAAAUAAUUAAAAUGAUGAUGAUGAUGAGGGUUGGAUUGAAGUAGAAGUAGGUCAAGCACCAAAAAAGGUUACCUAAUCUAAAAAAGGAAAAUGA
Paramecium octaurelia is the source of this 2256-nucleotide messenger RNA. The record is from the annotation of a GenBank genome assembly. Lineage: Eukaryota; Ciliophora; Oligohymenophorea; Peniculida; Parameciidae.